AUGGCUGUCCUGGCUCCCUGGGUCUGGGUACUGGUUGGCUGCCUUUCUGCUACUGUAGCAGAGGAUUCUGAUAUAACCACCCCAUACCCUCCUCUCUGGGAAGAGAGCCCUGAACAGUUAAGCGAUUAUAGGUUUGAGGAUGGAAAACACAUAAUUAACCCAUGGGUAUUCACUGAUAGAAUGGGGUUGUAUAGAAUCCUACUGACUCAGACAGCCAUAUAUUUUGCAAAAUAUGGUCCAGAAAAUGAAGAAAAUCUUUUGUGGGGAUUGCCUUUUCAGUUUGGAUGGCAGUAUAAAUCAGGUAGAUUAGCUGAUCCCACUGGAGGGACAGACUGUGGCUAUGAACCUGGAGACCCUAUGUGUGUGUCUGUGGACAGUUGGUGGGCUGAUGUGAAUUAUUUUUUGAGUGUGAUACCUUUCCUUGCUGCUGUUGAUUCUGGCAUCCUGGGGAUAUCAGCAGACCAAAUCACGAUUUUACCACCGCCCCUGGAUCAGUCCAAGUUUUGUUAUGGUGUUUCUGGCUGCCAAGAGCUCGUCCGCGAGACAAUGGACAACUGGACUGCUUUUUUUAAGUACAUGCAGCUGCCUUCUAGUGACUUUGAUGGCCUUUUGAAGCACUUAUGGACUGCUCAUACCUCAUCCCUGGAGUAUCCUAUUGAUGUCUUUUCAGACAGAUAUGUCUAUUAUUCUGACCAAGAAGCCAAGUUUGAGGAAAACUGGGCUGUUGCUGUAAAUUACUUAGCUGCAGCCUACCUCCCUACAACCAUGAAUAGAACAUACAGGUUUCAGAAGGGUCUGCCGCCUCGUGUUCUUGUUGAUACUGACAUAGCCCCUUUUAUUACCAACUUCACUGCUCUUCAGAACACGGUCCUAGUGUCACUCACAGCUCUUGGUGAUACUGAUAGACUUUCAGGAUCGGCAUCUUUGACUGCCUGGAAAUUUAUCAUGAGGUCAAAAGCCGCAAGGGAACUAUUUCUAAAAGCUUUUGAAGAGUUUCUGGGAGCAUCUACUUAAAACAUAAAACUUUUAGUGAACAAUGAACAACUGCCUUUGGCCACAAGCAAAUAAAAAUAAUGACUCUGAUCACAUUCAUGUAGGCUUAUGCUUUGGGUU
Peromyscus leucopus (white-footed mouse) is the source of this 1113-nucleotide messenger RNA. RefSeq names its product chromosome 8a C6orf58 homolog (gene C8AH6orf58). The record is from RefSeq and is a predicted model, not a curated record. The coding region runs from base 1 to 1014 and encodes 337 amino acids. NCBI's taxonomy places the organism in Eukaryota, Metazoa, Chordata, Mammalia, Rodentia, Cricetidae. The transcript is spliced from 6 exons.